Brugia pahangi is the source of this 582-nucleotide messenger RNA. NCBI's taxonomy places the organism in Eukaryota, Metazoa, Nematoda, Chromadorea, Rhabditida, Onchocercidae. The record is from the annotation of a GenBank genome assembly.
AUGGAUUUGGAUAUAUGGCUCAAAAACUCUAAGUGUUGUUCGAGGAAUCAGGAAUCAACGGUUAAUGAUAAUUAUAAAGAUGCGAAAAUGUUGGAAAAAGAGAUCCAAACGGAGGCGGAAUUCGUUUUCCGGAAUGGUGCAUUGAAAUUAAUUGCUGAAUGUGUAAAGGAAUAUGGAAUUUCAGAAACAUAUAGAAUACCGAAACCGUUAUUAGAUAUUGAAUGCCUAAAAGAUCAAGUGCUGCAGAACUCAGCUUCGACAUUAGAAAUACAAACGCUGCGAGAUUUAAGGUCAGGCAAAGUUACUGGUUAUAUCGAAGUAUUGAAUGAUAAAAAUGCUGAAACAGAUGAUGCAAAAACAUCGAUGUCACUCACCAGGUCUCCAGAUCCAAAAGGUGUUUCAAAUUUUAUGGGUUCUGCAAGCAACAUUCCUUUUAUGCCCGGUGGUUUCGAUGCGGAAAUCGAGAAUGUACUUCGUUUGAAUGAUAUUGAUAUAUCGACAGACGAAAACUUUGAAGAAGAAGCAUAUCUGCGUCUCAAUGGGAAGCUUUACAGACUUUCUGGAAUAUUAUUGUCAUUUUGA